Molecule: messenger RNA, 1508 nt
Organism: Pneumocystis murina B123
Lineage: Eukaryota; Fungi; Ascomycota; Pneumocystomycetes; Pneumocystales; Pneumocystaceae
Exons: 6
Coding region: 189-1508 (439 amino acids)
Biological process (GO): CAAX-box protein processing
Cellular component (GO): endoplasmic reticulum membrane
Molecular function (GO): metalloendopeptidase activity
Source: RefSeq, a predicted model, not a curated record
UUUAGUAUAAAAUGUCUUCAUUAAUUCCAUUUUUUAAUUCUUAUUUUCAUUCAAAAAGAUUCUAAUAAAUCAAAGACACAAAAAUAUACAUUGUUUUGAAUAUUAAUCAAAUUAUUUUAUUCAUAAUUAUAUUUUGUACAUAAUCUAAAUCUUAUUUUUAUAACGACACUUAAUUUAAUAAAAAUCUAAUGGAUUUUUUAAAGGACCUUGGAGAUGAUUUGGAUAUCCCUGGUUUUCCAUGGAAAAAGCUUAUUGUUUCAUUUAUUCUAGCCCAAUAUGUAUUUGAGCAAUUUUUAGUAUUACGACAAUACAAAAAGCUUAAAGAAAAAAAGCCAUCGCCAGCUUUAGAAAACAUUGUUGAUUUAGAAACAUAUAAUAAAAGUCAAGAAUAUGGUAGAGCAAAAGCAAAAUUUGGCCUUGUUACUGAAUUGUAUGAACUUGUUCAGAAAUUGCUUAUUAUAAAUUAUGACUUUCUUCCUAAGCUUUAUGAUUUUGUUCAGUUACGAGUAAAUCAGUUUUUUCCAGAAAAGUUUUCUGGAGAGAUUUUUUAUUCUUUAUUGUUUUUCUUUAUUUUAAAUUUACAAUCUCUAAUUUUUAAUCUUCCAGUUUCUAUUUAUUCUACAUUUGUUUUGGAAGAAAAAUUUGGAUUUAAUAAACAAACAUUCAGUCUUUUUGUUACGGAUUUGAUUAAGAGUCAGAUAUUAAUUGUAAUUAUUGGAGGUCCUACUCUUUUCAUAUUUCUAAAAAUUAUUGCGUACUUUGGUCAAGCAUUUUUUUUUUAUCUAUGGCUCUUCAUAUUUAUAUUUCAAAUUAUACUGAUAGUAAUCUAUCCUACAUUAAUUCAACCUUUAUUUAAUAAGCUUACUCCCUUGCCUGAAGGAGAAUUGAAAUUAAAGGUUGAAGAAUUGGCAUCUAAUUUGAAAUUUCCUCUAAAAAAACUUUAUGUAAUUGAUGGAUCAAAAAGAUCUGCACAUAGUAAUGCAUAUUUUUUUGGUUUGCCAUGGAAUAAACAUAUCGUCAUUUAUGAUACAUUAAUUGAAAAGUCGGAAACCAUUGAAAUUAUUGCAGUAUUAGCCCAUGAGUUAGGACAUUGGGCAUUGUCUCAUAUAGCGAAAAUGUUAGCAAUUACUCAAAUUCAUAUAUUUUUUAUAUUUAUGCUCUUUUCUGUUUUUAUACAAAAUACUUCUCUUUAUGAAUCAUUUGGAUUUCAUUCAGAUAAGCCAAUUUUGAUAGGGUUCGUUUUAUAUAAUGAUAUUUUAACACCUAUAAAUAGUCUUUUAACAUUUCUUAUGAAUAUUUAUAGCAGAAAAAACGAAUUUGAAGCAGAUGCAUUUGCUGCUAAACUUAAUUACACAAAAGAACUUUCACGUGCGCUUAUAAAGCUUCAUAUUCAAAAUUUAAGCACUAUGGAUGCAGACAAACUUUAUAGUAGUUAUCAUUACUCACAUCCAUUAUUAGGUGAACGUUUACAUGCUCUUGGUUAUAAGCAUGAAUCAAAAUUCGAAUGA